Gaeumannomyces tritici R3-111a-1 is the source of this 1008-nucleotide messenger RNA. RefSeq lists its product as hypothetical. Lineage: Eukaryota; Fungi; Ascomycota; Sordariomycetes; Magnaporthales; Magnaporthaceae. The coding region runs from base 1 to 1008 and encodes 335 amino acids. The record is from RefSeq and is a predicted model, not a curated record. The transcript has a single exon.
AUGGCGCUACGCCUGGACGAAGCAGCCUUCGUUUUCCAGCGGCUGGUCGAGAUCAGCCACCGAGGUCGGCGGUUUUUCGGAGCGCCCGAAGGCACCCAAUUCGAGACGGAUCCCCCGCUGGCGUUUGUCCUCAUGACGACCUGCGUCACCAAGAUGCAUCUGGCACACCGCUUCCGGCCCACCCGGGGCAUCGAGGACCGCCAGAUGAAGCUCCGCAAGGCGCUGGACUUCUUCCCGCUGCUCCAGCUGAUGGGGCACCCGGGGCAUCGGCAGCGACAGCAGCAGGCGCAGCUCGGCGCCGUGCUCUGUUCGCUGCACCGGGCGCUGGAGGCGUACAUGGCGCAGCCGCCGACCGACGGCGGCGACGCCGAGACGGUCCGCGUCCUCGGGGACAUGGAGCGGGACCUCGUGUCCCUGGCCAGCAUCUGCGCGCGCAUGGUGCACGAGCAGCUCCUCGGCAUCUCCAUGGCCUGCCGCGAGCAGCUCGUCCAGUGCAGGCUCCGCCACGGAGGCCAAAACGCCCGCCUGGCGCGGCUGCACCGGGACUUUGACGGGGUGACGUCGGCCGGCUGGGUGUUUAGGGCCUUCUGGAACAACUACUACCCCGAGGUCCGCGUCCUCCUCGAGGACCUCUGCACGCAGCUGGACGCCCAGAUCGAGACGCCGCUCGGGCCCGAGAUGGAGGUGGAGGGCGACGGCGACGUCGAGGGCAGCAGCCGCCUCGCGGCCGCCCUCGAGGUGAGCAUCCAAGACUUGCAGGUCAUGUCCUACCGGAUCGAGGAGAACGAUCAACUCAGCGGUAACUGGGAGAUGGAUCGCUGGGCGAGGUGGGCGGCAGCCAUCAUUCCUGGAGAGGCGCCGCCGCCCGGUGCCGAGCCUGCUCCUCACCAGGUGCCUCGGCAGGAUCUGCUGGUAGAGGUGCCACAGCAGUCAGAGACUCCACGGCCUCUGUGGUUUUACCCCGAGGCACUCACUGUGAACGUUCUUCCGAGGGAACCGGCUCACUAG